CCUCCAGGCACCUCCAAGGGCUCCACGCCAGCUCCGCCUGUUCCCAGUACCACUUCUCGCACCACCGUGGUCUCCCCCACUCCAGAGGUCCCGGCUUCACCCAGCACAGCCACAGUCACUUCCGUUAAAGGCUCCACCGUGACUGCUGUAUCUCUACAGUCCACCCCUGUAUCCAAGCCCACGGCAUUGCUACCAACAACAGAAAGUACCCCUGAGGUACCUGUCAGUACAACAAAAAGCACUCUUUCCUCACCCAUUUCCACUGCUCCAGGUAUCACCUCCACCACUUGCCUGCCUAUAUGCCAGUGGACCGAAUGGUUCGAUACCCACCAUCCAACCUCUCGUUUGAAUGAUGGUGAUUUUGAGACACUUGAACACAUUCGCAUGGAAGGUAUAGAGGUCUGCAAGAAUCCCCGAAACAUAGAGUGCCGUGCAGAGGAAUAUCCAGAUGUGAAUAUUUUUCUUCUCGGACAGAAAGUUGAGUGCAACCUCCGCGAUGGCCUUCGUUGCUUUAAUGCAGACCAGACAGGAGCAUCUAAAACGUGUUUAAAUUACCAGAUUCGAUUCCAAUGUUGCGACUCUUCGCACUGCUUCCCAGGAACAUCUUCUCCAGUCUCCACAACUGGUGCCACUACCGUUUUUAUGGGCACCACCUCAGGAGUGGCCACAUCUCCUGCCGUCUCCCAAACCUCCACAGAACCUCCACCUAUACCAACCAUCACUUUUACACGCACUACGGCAGUCUCCACAUCCUCAGAAGUUCCAAGUUCAUCCAAGACUCCCACAGUUAAAGUCUCCACAGCAAUAGCCACAUCUCUUCAUUCUACCCCGAUAUCCAAACCAGCAGAAACUAAACCAUCCACAGUGUCAAGUACUUCCAGAAGUUCCACAGAGGGAAUUACAACAGUCACUUUACAGAAAACAACUCCCUGUUUCUGCCACGUGUCUGGAACUACCAAUUCUUUAUAUUCUCCUGGGGAAGUAAUUUAUAAUAGAACUGAUAGUGCUGGAUGCAGCUUUUAUGCAGUUUGCAGCAAGACCUGUGAGAUUGAAAGGUUCCAGGGACCUUGUCCUUCGACAACUCCUUCCCAUCCAUCGACUUUAUCUGUUACAACUACAGCAACACCACCUGCCUCUAAGUCCACCGUGUUUGUUCCAGCAACUGAACUACACACUACUACAUCUGUACCAACUGCACCAAGUACCACGGGUUGUCCUGAUAUUGAUCCACCUAGAAUGACCAACGAAACAUGGAUGCUAAACAACUGCACUACAGCAAUUUGCGAAGGAAACAACAGAGUUGUUUUGAUACUUCACCCACCUCCAGAAAAGAUACAAUGUGCAAGUGGACUCCAGCCAGUAAAAAUAGAAGAUAAGGAUGGUUGCGCCCACUAUGAAUGUGAAUGUAUUUGCAGCGGUUGGGCCAGUACUAAUUAUCUAACUUUUGAUGGCAGUUUUUACAAUUUCCAUGACAAUUGCACUUAUGUCCUGGUGAAAGAGAUUGUGGAUAAACAUGGAAAUUUCAGUGUUUUGGUAGACAAUUACUUCUGUGAUGCAGAGAAUAAUCAAGACUGCUCUAGAGCCAUCAUUAUAAAUUACAACUCUAUGGAAGUGGUGCUAUACAGCCAAAUGAGUGAUGCAAGGAGAAUUAACAAGGUUACUUUCAAUCAUGAUCCAGUCCAUGGAGAUUUCAACAAGGAUGGCAUUAUCGUUACUAGUUCUGGUUCUAUGAUGAGUGUGGAAAUCCCUGCCAUCAAUGCUUUUAUUAGUUUCAAUGGGGUCAUCUAUACAGUAAAACUCCCAUAUAGCCAGUUUCAACACAACACAGAGGGCCAAUGUGGAACUUGUACAAAUGACCAGUCAGAUGAUUGUCGCUUGCCCAGUGGUCAUGAAGCUACCUCGUGCUCAGAGAUGGCUGCCCAGUGGUUGGUUUAUGACAAGAAUCGGACCCACUGUCAAGCAGUGCCAACACCACAACCUCCUGUGUCACCCACACCAGAACAACCUGUCUCCCCCACACCAACAAUCUGCAGUACACCGGCUCCUUUGUGCGAGUUGAUUGUGAGCGAUAUCUUUGUAGAUUGCCAUAAGGUUCUGCCUCCCAAAGUAUUCUACGAAGAUUGCCUCCUUGAAGCCUGUCACUCUUCCAAUGAUUCCCUGAAUUGUCACAACAUAGAGCUGUAUGCUUCCCUUUGCGCAGCUAAAGGUCUUUGUUCCGACUGGAGAAGCAAGACCCAAGGAAGAUGCCCAUACUCUUGCCCCAAAGAUAAGGUGUACAAACCAUGUGGUCCUGUUCAUCCUCCCACCUGUGAAGAUGGAUCAACUGUUAGUCACGAAGUGGCUGAAGGAUGUUUUUGCUCAGACGACAAAAUCCUGUUCAGUUCAUAUACUGAUAUAUGUGUCCAAGAAUGUGGCUGUGUGGGACCUGAUGGAUUGCCCAAACUGCCUGGCAGCAGUUGGAAAAGCAACUGCCAAGAGUGUGUCUGUGACCCACUGACAGUGAACGUACAGUGUAAGCCACAAACCUGCAAUACAUCAAAAACGCCUGUUUGUGAGAAAGAUGGCUUCAUACCUGUCUCCGUGCUCACCCCAGAAGACCCAUGCUGUCCUCAAGUGCAGUGCCAAUGCAACGUUAGUGCCUGCACCAACAAGAAAAAAUCCUGUGAACCUGGAUACCACUUAGCCAUGAUCCAUUUUGAGGGCGACUGCUGUAGCAGUUUUGAAUGUGAACCAACCCCUGAUAUUUGUGUCAUCAAUCAGACAGUUUACACGCCUGGGAUGAUUGUUCCAAGUAAACCCUGUGAAAAAUGCAUCUGCAGUAAUGUGACUGACUCAGACUCCAAGAGGAACAUUGUGCAAUGUACAUCAGUUACAUGUGAUGCCACUUGCCCAGCAGGUUAUGAGUAUGAGGAAAGCGAUGGAGAAUGUUGUGGAAAAUGUGUCCAAGUGGCUUGCAUAAUCAACGUUAAUGGUACAGCUGAAGUAGUCAAGCCUGGUGAUAUUUGGCAACGAAAGGAUAAUAACUGUAGUCAGUAUGAAUGUGAGAAAUUGGACGAUACGUUAAUUUUGGUCAAUGUUCGAAGAACAUGCCCGCCUCUUGACCCAGAGUGCAAACCUGAUGAAAUUGAAAUUACUCCUGAUGGCUGCUGUAAAACAUGCAAACCUGUAAAGAAAGACUGCAAGGUUCACAAAAAUCAAACUCUUGUCCGUCAAAAUGAAUGUGUCUCUUCUGAAGUUGUUGAAAUGACCUACUGUGAAGGGACUUGCCCAAGCUCAUCAGUAUAUUCCAAUGAGGCAAAGGCAAUGCAGCACAAGUGUACUUGCUGCCAGGAGCUGAAGAGCCAUAGGAGAGAGGUGACCUUGACAUGCUCAGACGGCAGAAGUAUCAAUUAUGAUUACAUCUAUGUGGAGGAGUGUCAGUGCAUGACCGCAUGUAUUCCUGAAACCACAGCCAGCUAGAAAAAGAGAAGAAGGAUAUGCAUUUGGAGCAGGACAAAAAAUCCAGUAAACUCCAAUUAGCAUUAGUUGCCACAUAAUGCUACUUCAGAUUGUUCACGGUGUCCUCAAAACAGUCAAAGGUGACUUUUAUUUCUUGGUCAGAUGCUUAACCAAAUUAAUGUUGUCUAAGAAUUUACAGUCAUCUAGCUCAUACUUUACAAAAUGAGUGCAGCAAGAAGUGCUCUAAGUAUCCUAAAAAUACAGUUAAAUUAUGACAAUUAUGUGUAACAUUUUAAUGCAGAAAGUGGAAGUGUUUUCUAUGCUUUGCUGUUUAUUUUUGGCCACAAUCUUGAAUUACUAAGCAUUAUUUUCUACAGGUAAAAUAUUCUGUAUAGUGUUAAUAGGCAUCUGGCAGUGAUAAAAGAUAAAUCUGUUUUUCCAUUUACUUGUUUACGAUUAAUAAAGAAAU
This is a messenger RNA of Pogona vitticeps (central bearded dragon), 3907 nucleotides long. NCBI's taxonomy places the organism in Eukaryota, Metazoa, Chordata, Lepidosauria, Squamata, Agamidae. The record is from RefSeq and is a predicted model, not a curated record.